AGCUGUUGGGUGGGACACACACACGCACACUCACACACACACAGUAUAUUCAUGUGCAGAAACAGUGCUAAAGUGUGUGUGUGUUUUUGUAGUAAUGAAGUCGGACGUUUUGUCCAUUCUGGUGUUGGUUUCAUGUGUCAUCCUGAUACCAACUACAUGGGCUGACAACUGUUCCAGCUACUGGGAUGACAACGGCCUACGUCGCGAUGGUCGCCAGUGUGGUGGCAUGUACUGCUGUGGGACCUGCAGCAAUAAAUACUGCUGCACUGAAAAGACAAGACAGCUAACUCAAGAGCAGCAGGAUCUCUGCGAUGACAGGCCUCGCUUUGAGAAGCACACAAGGCCUGCUAUACUCUUGGGCAGCAUCCUCGGCGCAGUCAUUCCCAUUAUCUUCUGCGUGGGUCUCGUCACCUGCUUUGUGGCUCCAUGCUGCUUUCUGUACAAAAAGUGCAAGAAACGACGUAACUCGCAGCGACGUCAAAAUGUGACAUCCACCUUUGUCGCUGCACCCAAUCAGCCAGCCUCCCUGUCCCAACAUUCGCCGUCCCAUCCAGGCUACCAACCCGUGCCAGUCUUGCCUCAUUACAGAUGCCCCACCAUACCCACAGCACCGGUGGGACCUCCCCUAUAUAUGGAAGCAGUUCCUCCAGCGUACCCUCCAGGUGUUCCACAACCACCACUUCCAGGUGGACAUUCGCAACCUCCCUACAACCCUUCCUAUGGUUUCAACCCCUAAAUCACAGACUUGGAAAGGAGCACACUUCUAAUCACUGUGUGGAAUCAUUUGGUAUUAUGAAGCAUUUUUGUGUACAUCUAGAAACGCACAGCAACUGGCCAACUGCAAGCGUGGAUAAAUACAGUCGUGAAUGAUCUUAUAUUUAAAAGUGCCUCAUCCAUCAUUAAGCAAAGAGACUAGCUAUACUUAUUUGUGAUGCGUCACUUAAAUGCGUCUUCAUUUACAGUCCGGGGGAAAAGGCAAGUCUAAUUGACAUUAAAAUAAUUGUGUUUUUAAUGACAA
Messenger RNA from Phyllopteryx taeniolatus (common seadragon), 1018 nucleotides. RefSeq names its product protein shisa-5-like. The record is from RefSeq and is a predicted model, not a curated record. The coding region runs from base 95 to 736 and encodes 213 amino acids. The transcript is spliced from 5 exons. Lineage: Eukaryota; Metazoa; Chordata; Actinopteri; Syngnathiformes; Syngnathidae.